ACUGCCUGGUGCUUUAACGUCAUUAUUCAAGUGUGUAGAUUACAUCUUUCUCUGUAGCUUUUGUGAGGCCGAGUAGCGAGACACCUCACAACACAAUGUUCAUGUUUUGGUUAUAUUCAAACAAAGAAUCCCGGAUGUUAAAAUGUAAUUUGAAACAACUGUAUACACAACUCUUCUGUAGUUCCAAAUCAUUACACAGAACGAAACGAAGUACCCGCAAAAUAUAUAACAUUCUUGAGAAGGCAAGCCAAGAGAAGAAAAGGAAAUGGAAUUGAAAAUUCUUCUCCUAGUUUUUGCAGCGUCUUCUGUGUGUGGACAAACUCCAGACCUGACCAAUGCCAUUCAGCAAUAUGUUGAUGCUUGUUCUCCCAAUUCUCUAUGCCCCAUUAGUAGGAAUGUCCAUUCUCCGUUGAGAUCAAUGCCCAACAUACCAUCGGCUUGUCCUCCGUGUGAUUGUGACAGCAAGUGUAUCUCGAGAGGAACAUGUUGUCCUGACAUUCUUGUGUCGAGCAAAACUAUCCCAAAGUGUGUUGAUGUCACCGUCACGGGAGAGGAAUAUAAGGAUUAUCGUUACAUGGUGUCCUCGUGUUCCGAAGAGGACUAUUGCACAGAGGAAGCAUUUGACGUCAAAAUAGGAAAUACUCCCGUGAGUUCUUUGGAUACAUUUUAUUCAUAUCAAACGAAAAAACUUGCUGAAAGAUAUGAAAAUCCAAAAUCUUUGAUACAUUGGGGUAUAGAGUUUAUCUGCAAUAAUUCGGUGGAUUUCAACUUCAUUUCGGAAUUUUCUAAACUUUUGGAAACUGUUAGACGAGAGGGCUGUACUGUUAAAUAUACUCCGAGCAACUUAAUAAAAGCUCCAGCAUGCAGUCCUCUAGAUAAUACUGUGAGUCGCUGCAACAUAACAGGGUUAUGGGGAAAAUAUGAUCCAGGUAUCGAUUGGUCAUGUUCAAAUCUCCAUCAGCACUCCGGACUUUUCGAUAAUAUUUUCUGUCGUCUCUGUAACCCAUCAAGGACCUCACAAAUUGACGGGGAUUCUUUGAUAACGGUUUGCAACCAAACUGGACUCUGGUCAAAUUUUGAUAAGGAAGUUGAAGACGCGUGUAUGUCGGGUUCGAAAUCGGAUGUAACCUACCCUUUUAAGAACAUAUUUUGUCGAAUAUGCAAUAUCAACUUUGAUAGCUCAGUGUUGUUUAAAGAAGUGAAAGGAAUAAUCUCAGAGACCGUUGGAGAACAUGGUUAUUUUUAUCACAUCCACAUGACUGGUUUUUCAGAGGAAGAACUAUCUAAGCUUAAAAGAAUGGCGGAAGUGGACGCGGAUUCAAUCAGUUAUUCAAACAUGAUACUGAGAGACGGAGGGUGGAAAAAUAAAUCGAACCUCGUGACACAAUACCAAGCAGUCACUGGAAGUAGCACAUGUGAAACAAGAAUUGCGUCGAGCUGUGUGUGUGACCCAUCAUGUUUUGAAGAUCCAUCGAAAGAAUGCUGCAUUGACUUCCGUCUCCAAUACAGCAUGGAUUCUCCAAAAUUCAAAUAUUCCUAUAAUACUUCAUCACAAAGCCUUGUUGCUAUUUCAUCGUGUAAUGUGAAGAAUGCUUUUACAGAGAAAUGUUUGAAUCCGACUGAUGACUUCCUGGGAUCUUUUCCUGUGACAGAUUUGUCCAUGAGACUGCAUUAUGCAAACGUCUAUUGCUAUCUAUGUAAUCAAAGAAACGCGUCAGAGUUUGCAAACAUUGCAAGUGUUGUUCCGUGGAACAUUACCAUAAACAGUUCCGAAAUACUGGACAUUCAGUAUUACACGUCCAUUAUGGAUGUCGCUAAAUCAGUAUUUCAGUCUAAACAAGAGAUAACACUAGCCCCACAUUUGUCCAGCUGGCCCAAGAGACAACACAAUGGUCUGUAUGAAAGAACUUGUAAUAACACUGGAGUAUGGCAAACGUACGACUUGGAUAUAGUGUGGGCAUGUCAUUCGAUUAAUCUUCCAUUUGAAAUAUAUUACAAUGCCUUUUGCAAAAUCUGCAAUCCUAGUAUCAACUGGCAUAGCAGAUUUGAUAAGUGUAAUGUCACGAGAAAAUGGGAUAUGCAAAAUGACAAAAUUAAGAGUGCGUGUACAUCCUUUCCGGAGAUAAGUGCUGCGUUUCCUUUUAAGAAUCAGUUCUGUAAAUUCUGCAAUUCUCCAUCAUCAACUUAUGUGAUUCCAACUACUCAGAGACCUAAAGAAUUUGGGGGGAAACCGGCAUCUCUUCGUGAUAUAUUCAGCGUUUUCAAAGGACAUGAAGAAAAGAAAUGCAGCCCACUUUAUGUCAAAGAUUCAGAGGAUACCUGCAGAAAAAUGAGAUGUUUUCCGGGGAAAAUUCUGACGAAAGACGGUUGUAUGCCUCUGCUUCCGGUGACCAAAAAUUUGAAUUAUACAAUUUAUUUCAGUAUUUCGAUACCAGAAAACGUGUCAUAUGAUACAAAUGAUGUUAAAGAAAGUAUACGUGACACCAUCAAGGCAGUUCUAAAUGCUUCAGAGGUCACAUUUCAUCAGAGAAUCAAAAAUAUUACGAUAGAUGGUGACAAAAUAAUUGAUAUUGAAAACAAUUUCUUUGUGGAAAGCAUGCUGUGGAGGGCAGAAUCGGAAAGAAACCUUGUGGCGCUCGGGGAAAAUCCUAUGGAACACUUAAAAAAUCUACAUUUCUUAAAACCAAACAUUUCCAGAUUUCUAUACGAGCCAGAUUAUCUAACAGAACCAAACGUCGUGUCCCAACCGACUGGACCCUACCGCAAUGUGAUAGUUGCUUCAAUAAUCACCUGCAAGCAAAUUGAAUUAAACGAAUAUGAAAUAGAGGUUUUAGACAGCAGUCGAAAGAAGAUCAGGAUUAUUCAUUCGCAGACUGAAUUAGAACAAAGUGAUUACUACAUCACCGCACAUGGUGCCUAUGCUGUCUGUUUAGACGUGUUUUGUGGUGAAUCACUGUGUAAUAGCAGCAAUGCUUUAUCGGAAUCUGAUCUCCAAAACGCUUUACGCAUAUUCACAAUUGUGUGCACCGUGCCCUCUCUUCUAUGCCUUAUGCUAACAUUUACUCACUACUGUCUCUUCAAAAAACUACGCACAACAAACGGAAUCCACGUCAUGUCCUUAAUUGUUUCUCUGUUCUUCUCUCAGUUUUUCUUCCAGUUUUUCCUUAGAAAAGAUUUCCAAGGCGACUCGGGGUGUAGAGUUGUAGGUAUGAUAAUUCAUUACUGGUGGAUGGCGACAUUUUGUUGUUACGCUCUGAAUGGAUAUCUUAUGUUCAUGACAUUCAGGGCCAGUAUUGCAUUCCAUUCUGACGAUAAACGGGUUUACAAACGAUACUUUCUCUUUUCGUAUGGGAUUCCACUAGCUGUAGUUCUGCUUACAUUAUUUAUGAACUUGUUUGCUUCUGGAGAUGCAGGAUAUGGUGCCGAUGCUAUAUGUUUUCUGAACAAUGCAGCAUCUUUGAUUGUUUCAUUUGUGUUAAUCAUUGGUACAGUCUGUCUGUUAAAUAUUGCAUUCUUUUCUUUUGUAAUGUACAAAAUUCUUUUGCACAGAAGACAACAACAGAAUCUGGGAAUAAACACAACAGAUAGGGAUAUGAUUUUUGUUUUCUUCAAACUAUUCUUCAUCUCGGGUCUUUCUUGGGUGUUGUUUUUGGUUGAUGCUUUUAUUCCGGAAGUCACUUUCUUUUCAUUUGUCGUCACAUUUGUGAAUUGUUUACAGGGCGUCUUGUUGUUCUGUUUAGAAGUAUGUAGUAAGAAAUCUAGAGAGAUGUACAAAAAUUUCAAAAACUCCAGGCGGCAAGGACGACCUCGUCAAACAUUUUCCUCCAGCAAAAGAAGUGUUUUAAAGGCUGCAAGACAAGCCUCCUCCCGCUCCGGCAGUCAAGAGUACAUUAAUACCUCUUUUACAAGCAUUGACGACGUUAGCGUUACCGCAAGUACAUAGCAUUGUUCUAUAUUUAUACCACGAACACUGGUUAGAACACGGGGUAUCUUUGCAGUUCAAUAAACGAUGGUGUAUUGAUUAGAUUUUAUUACAUAUACAUGUAUAUAUAAUGUUUCACAAUUCGAAAUAUAAAAAAACUAGAUAUUG
This is a messenger RNA of Ostrea edulis (European flat oyster), 4090 nucleotides long. RefSeq lists its product as uncharacterized. Gene Ontology annotation, molecular function: G protein-coupled receptor activity. NCBI's taxonomy places the organism in Eukaryota, Metazoa, Mollusca, Bivalvia, Ostreida, Ostreidae. Bases 266 to 3943 code for a protein of 1225 amino acids. Gene Ontology annotation, cellular component: membrane. Gene Ontology annotation, biological process: cell surface receptor signaling pathway; G protein-coupled receptor signaling pathway. The transcript has 3 exons. The record is from RefSeq and is a predicted model, not a curated record.